Messenger RNA from Leptopilina heterotoma, 2224 nucleotides. RefSeq names its product putative RNA-binding protein Luc7-like 2. The record is from RefSeq and is a predicted model, not a curated record. Gene Ontology annotation, cellular component: U1 snRNP; U2-type prespliceosome. Gene Ontology annotation, biological process: mRNA splice site recognition. Gene Ontology annotation, molecular function: mRNA binding. Lineage: Eukaryota; Metazoa; Arthropoda; Insecta; Hymenoptera; Figitidae. The transcript is spliced from 4 exons. The coding region runs from base 846 to 1718 and encodes 290 amino acids.
UAAUCAUUUUUAGAGUGAAUCAAAAUAUUCUUCAGGGUCAUGGAAAAAGUAAAAAAUUUAUCUGGAAAUCAGAGAAAAGUCAGGGAAAAAGAAAAUUCAAUUUUUGUGGCAACCCUGAUCUUUUUUCCAAACUUACAUGGAGUAGAAGAGGAAAUAAUUUUUUUUAUUACUGUCGUAAGCACGUGUGAUUUAGAAAUGAAAUUUUUAGAAGUCAAUUAUUUUUUUUUAAAUUUAGAAAGAAAGUUUUUUUUUCUCAAGUAUAUUUGUUCGAUUUUUUUUAUUUUUUUGGCAAUUUGUGAAUGUUCGAGAUUAUAGAGGAGCAAUAAAGAUCAAGUGGCUCGAAGAAGAGAACAAUAUUAUGUGGAAUUACACGACAUGCCAGUGCUGUUUACAAAAAUUCCCUCAUCAUUUGGAUGUACGUAUUUAAUUCGAUUUCUAAAAUAAGUGAUUAAAAUGGGACGUGGGACGAAUUGUCCGACACCUAAUUAAUUGAAAUUCAUACAUAUAAUCAAAUAUUAGGUUUUUAAGAUGUCUGAUAGCAAAUUGAAUAUGUAAACUUAAGGUGUGUGCUGAUUGUAGCAUCGUUGCCAUCGCAUUGUCGCGUCAGGCGGAGAGGGUUGCCACUCUGUAAGUGAAAUCAAAAAAAUAUCUAUUUCUAUAGAAAUUAUUUCGUUAAUUCUGGUUAAGAAAAUAAAAGAAAUCAACAUAAAAUCUUAAGACCAAGGUUAUUUUUUUUUUAAAUUGUAUAUUAAUAACGAGAUUCAAUUACUCUACCCCAUACCAGAACUACUGGCCAUUAGCUCUUCGUAAACGUUCUCAAUGGCAAUAACGAGAGACUUGACGCAAUGGUGCAUAUUAUUUUUCGCAUGGACCUGGGAGAAUGCCCCCAGAUUCACGACUUGGCCCUUCGGGCUGACUUCGAGGCUGCUCAAAAGAAGAAGGAUCACUUUUACGACAUUGACGCGAUGGAGCAUCUACAAAAUUUCAUUGCCGACUGCGACCGUCGUACGGAGCAGGCAAAACAAAGACUGGCCGAAACUCAAGAGGAAUUAAGCGCUGAGGUAGCAGCGAAAGCAAAUAGUGUUCACGUACUGGCUGAAGAGAUUGGUAAAAAAUUGGCAAAGGCAGAGCAAUUGGGCGAAGAGGGUUUCGUUGAAGAAUCAAUGAAAUUGAUGGGCGAGAUCGAUGAAUUGCGUAAAAAGAAAAAUGAAGCCGAACAGGAAUAUCGAAAUAGCAUGCCAGCUUCAAGUUAUCAACAGCAAAAGCUCCGUGUUUGCGAAGUGUGCAGUGCCUAUCUUGGUAUUCAUGACAACGAUAGACGACUGGCAGAUCAUUUCGGUGGUAAAUUACAUUUAGGAUUUAUCAAAAUUCGUGAGAAAUUGGCUGACCUUGAGAAAACGGUUGAGGAUAGACGUAAAGAGAAACGAGAUUCAAUGAAUGACAGAGAUAGGACAAGAGAUCGUGAUAGGGACAGGGGUCGUGACAGAGACAGGGAUCGUGAUCGUGAUCGUGACAGAUCCGACAGGAGUCGUUCAAGAUACAGGGACAGAGAGCGUGAUCGCGAUCGAGAUCGUGAUCGUGAUCGUAGAGACAAAGACAGAAGGAGAUCCCGAUCACGUAGUCGCAGUCGAGGAAAAAGAUCGCGACGUUCACGCAGUGGAAGCCGAAAUCGACGAUCACGUUCACGACGAAGUGGAUCAAACGAUAGAAAGAAGUAAGAAAAUUAUUGACAGCAUUAAAGGGGUCAAAUUCAUGUGCAGUAUAAAUCGCACUCUGAAAAUAAGAAAAAAAAUAUACUAGCUACAAUUUUUACACAUCACCAGUUAAUUUCUCUCAAACGUCAAUUUUUCAUUUUUUUUUCGCAAACAUGUGACAAAAUAGAUAUUUCAUACUGAGAAUAGAAAGCUUAAGCAAAUGGCUAAUCGUUGUAAUUGAUUUUCAUAUGGAAUGGAUAAAUUUAUUGAUCUUAUAUAAAUAGAUAUAUAUCUAGAAUUAGUAAUUUAAGAAAAUUAUUAUACACCGUCUUUGACUACCGUUUUGAAUUUGUUAGUGAAUGAGGGAAAUUUACAAAAUAAACACUGCUGUUUAUACAUGGACAAAAAACAACAGGUAAUUUUAAUUAAUUUGCGUUUCUCAUUAUUUUCUAAAUUAAAAUUUCAUAUUUAUAGAAAUAAUAAUUGUAUAAUGUACCAGGAGAAGCAAAUAAAAUACACAUGUGUUUAAA